Messenger RNA from Aedes albopictus (Asian tiger mosquito), 4300 nucleotides. RefSeq lists its product as uncharacterized. The record is from RefSeq and is a predicted model, not a curated record. The transcript is spliced from 2 exons. Gene Ontology annotation, biological process: proteolysis. Gene Ontology annotation, molecular function: aspartic-type endopeptidase activity; nucleic acid binding. Bases 1711 to 4152 code for a protein of 813 amino acids. Lineage: Eukaryota; Metazoa; Arthropoda; Insecta; Diptera; Culicidae.
AAAACACAUUUAACCUUCCGUAACUCGCGCGGUUGACUACCUGCGUUAGCACCACGGUAAUGCUGAGUACAAAAAGCGAGAUUUUUUCAACGUGUUGUACAAAAUAUAACAGCGCGAUCGCUCGAGGGUUAAAACCACAUUUUAAAGUUUCAAGUUUUUGAAAUUGUUUUGAAAUUCUUAAGCUUCAGCUUAGCUUUUGAUUUUACUAUAACUUGUUCAAAGUUUUUAAUUUCAAGAACAUUAUUUACGAUCUUUUCAGAAUAAUUACAAGGUCUUCGGAACAGCUUAGCGACAUGCAGGUUUGCCGAUCUGGUAGUAUGAAGAGCUAGCUUUGACCUUUUUUGAACUGGAUCGUUUCAUCAGUACUGCCGCAACCUCGCUGAACUCGAAUAAGUUUGUUAUGCUCGGUUUCAUCAAUGGGGUUAUAUGUGGCCAAUCCAGGCCCAAAGGGUUAAGUUGAAAUUUAUGAAAAUAAGUUCAAUCAAAGCCUAGAUCAAAGCCCACAUGACAGGUCUUUACAAUCUCUUCAUGUGUCCCAGUUUGCCGAAAUUUUCCAAAAUAAAUAAAAGUGUUGCUUUGCAAUUUCUGUGUAGUCAUUUGGAUUUAAUAAGAAUUCUUUAAUUAUUGCAAACGCUUUAGAAUUUUUGGCUGAAUUGUUGAAAUUCAGCAGCUUGUUCUAUCUUUUCAUCUGAGUUUCUUCUUAUUUUUAAAACUUCUAUGAUGAAAUCAACAUGAAUUUUGAAAUCUUACAAAUAUUUGAACUAUCGUUGAGAGAUAAAUUUAAAAAAAAUAGUUAGUUUUCCAAAUAUUGAAUUCUGAAAACAUGAUAUUAGAAAAGUGUUUCACGAAGUUGCCCAAAACUUGAAAAAAAAAACUUUGUUAAAAAGUUUGGUGCGCCGCGACAUUUUUGGAAAUGUCAAAGGGCGCCGCGAUAGCAAAAAGUUUGGGAACCUCUGAUUUAUUGGAUUCGUACCACAUAUGCAAGCUCGACAUCGAGGUCCAGCUCAUGUUGUCAUCGGACUCAAUUGGAAAGCCUUUGUUGGUUUACUCACAGUGAAAUAAAAUAAUUAUAAGCUGGGAUUAAGAAAUCUAUCAGAUAAAAUCAGCAUAUAUGUUUAUGCCUUUUUUUGAAGAAAAGCAAAUAUCGAUCAUAUGCAUUUUUUUGUGCCAAUUACUGUUUUUGUUUUGUUCAAUUGCCGCAUCCAUAAACCCGCUUAUUAAAAAUGAAGGCCACUUCUACUUCCUUUUUGUCCCAGUGCUCGUUUGUAAAAUUAGUGGUGUACAUAAGGGAACAUCUAUUUAUUAUGUAACGUUAAAUUCGAUAUUUUUGAACACGGUGGUUGGUUCAUUAGGAUCUGUAGGAAUCCAUAAUGUGCUUUUGUAUGAUAACUCCAACUUUUUUGUAUAGGUCUUAACGCUAGGCUGUAUUCCCUAUUCCCCUGGAGCGUUACGGAAUUUAUUAAACCCCUAUCUCCUGAAGCGUUACGUUAUUUGGGGACGGCGCAUAAUGAAAGUUGAAAACUUUUUUAUGCGCAAUGUUGGGGAAUUUCGACAUUUAUACAGCGGGUUGCACUGCUUUCCAAAGAUCAAAUUAAGUACUAAUUUUGAAAUCAUAUCACGAUGAGAUAUUGAGAAGAUAUUUGGCAACUUUUUGAAUAUCUCAUCAAUAUCAUAUUAAGAUUAGACAUCAAAAUUAGAUCGUUUUAAGAUAUGAUUAUGAUAUUCACGUCUACCCGGGUAGCGUCUACUGCGCCUGAGGAGCCUGUUUCAACAGCGUGUUCCGGUAUCGAUCGGCGAGCAAAACAUGUGUUUUUGAUGACGGCGUUGGUGAACGUUGCCUCGAAGAGUGGAAAAAGCUUCAAGUUGCGUGCACUACUCGAUUCAGGAUCCCAAGUCAACCUUGUAUCCGAAGCGGCCGUGAAAUUGCUUGGACUUCCGAGAUACCCGGCCAACGUUCCGGUUGUAGGAGUGGGUGGUGCCAGAUCCCAAAUUCGGCAUCACGUGAUCCUGAAGCUGUCUUCCGACUACACCAAUUUCGAAAGUGACUUGGACUGUUUGGUUACCGCGAGGGUGACUGGUAGGAUCCCAUCCGUUCCGGUUAACAUCUCAGACUGGAAAUUCCUAGCCGAAAUAGUGCUUGCCGAUCCAAGUUUCAACCAACCGAGAGAUGUGGAUCUAUUGAUCGGUGCCGAGCACUUUUUCGAAAUCUUGAAGCAAGCUCAGAUGAAACUUUCCGCAGAACUACCUGCCUUGCAUGAGACCCAAUUUGGGUGGGUUGUCGCCGGUGCCAUGGAGGAUUCUGGAGAUGAAGUCGUUAACGUGUUGUAUGCCACUAAUGAGGAUCCAUUGCUGAAAAGCAUCCAAAGAUUUUUUGAGCAAGAAGAGCUUCCAGAAGAGAAGGUGCAAACGAGUGAAGAGGAAGCGAUCGAAGAGCACUUCAGCAAGACAUACCGUCGAGAAGAGGAUGGCCGAUUCGUAGUUCAAUUACCGUUCCGCGAGUCCAUCAAUCAACUGGGAGACUCCCGUUCGUUAGCAAUGAAGAGAUUUCUAGCAAGCGAGAAACGUCUAGCCAACCAACCCGAGAUGAAGGAGAUGUACCAGGCGUUCAUAAGAGAGUACGAAGGUCUUGGACAUUGCCACGAGAUCCGUGAGGUAGACGAUCCGCCCAACCAACAGAAUUACUAUUUCCCACACCAUGCUGUGCUCAAGCCCUCGAGUACCAGCACAAAACUACGUGUUGUGUUCGACGGCAAGCUAGGCGAAGAGAUUGAGUGCGUUCAACGAAUGGAAAUGCCGAAGCGACUUGCGAACCUCCAUCCAUUUUUGGAUGAAGAAGGAUUCUUGCGCGUCGGCGGACGUCUACAGAAUUCCAUGCUGCCAUUCGACGCCAAACACCAAUUGCUUCUUCCACGUAAUCAUCGAGUGGCUGAGAUGUUGAUUCGUCAAUAUCACGAGGACAGACUUCAUGAGGGACCGUCUGGCCUGCUGGCAGCAAUAAGGCAGAAGUAUUGGUUGGUCAAUGCUCGAUCAGCCAUUCGAAAGGUGACACGCAGCUGUGUAAAGUGCUUCCGCACUAAACCAAGAGAGGUUCAACCUGAAAUGGGGAAUCUACCAGAGGAGCGAGUGAAUUUGGCAGCAGCUUUCGAACUCACCGGUGUAGAUUACGCCGGUCCCGUGACAGUGAAGGAAGGUCGAUAUAAGCCAAAACACAUUAAGGCAUACAUCGCCCUUUUUGUGUGCCUUACGACGAAAUCGAUUCAUCUAGAGUUAGUUUCGGAUUUGACCACCGAAGCUUUUCUUGCGGCUUUGGAUAGAUUUGUCAACCGACGUGGGAUGGUGCGCAAAAUGAUGUCGGACGACGCGACGAAUUUUGUUGGCGCAUCUAGAGAACUCCACCAGUUGCACAUGAUGUUCCGUGAUCAGACCGAGUCAGCAAAGAUUAAUGAUUUCCUGCUCAAACGGGAGUGGGAAUUCAUCCCGCCAAGGUCCCCAAACUUUGGGGGUCUAUGGGAAGCAGGUGUCAAGGUAGUUAAGUCCCACCUGCAUCGAACCUUGGGUAACGCGAUUCUGAACUUCGAAGAGUUUGGAACCGUUUUGACCAGCAUCGAAGCUAUGGUGAAUUCCCGACCAUUGUAUGCGCUGUCUGACGAUCCCAAUGAACCUCUUCCGAUUACACCUGCUCAUCUGAUGCUCGGAAGACCAUUGGAACCAGUAGUAAAGCCAUCGUACACCGGAAUUCCGUUGAAUCGCUUGUCCCGCUUCCAGUACAUGAAUCAUUUGCGUGAACAAUUUUGGGCUAAGUGGUCAAGAGACUAUUUGUCGUCGCUUCAAUCAAGGGCAAAAUGGACAGAAAGUGAACCGAAUGUGAAACUGGGUACCAUUGUGCUAAUGAUGGAGGAAAAUCAGGCGGUUCAAUCAUGGAGGCUAGGUAGGAUCGCUGCACUGCACCCGGGCCAAGACGGAGUAGUGAGAGUCGCCGACGUGAAGACUGCAGCGGGAAUUUUUCGACGCUCAAUUCGGAAGUUGGCACCCUUACCGAUAGAGGAUACUGACGAGCCAACUUUUGGAAUGAUAUUCCAACCGGCGGGAGCAUGUACGCGCCUAACGCGUGCAAGCGAAAAUGUCACGAGUCCCAUCUCGCCAUCCAUUUAAAUUUACAAUGAGUCGACCACGGCGAAACAUUUGCAGCGACAUGUGCUACAAGUGGGCGGAGCAAACAACGCAGCGCAGCGAGCGCUGCUUCUUUUUUAUUUUAUUUUUUCUCUUGAAGUCAAGCAUAUACAGGGUGUUUGUUUCCGGA